Loxodonta africana (African savanna elephant) is the source of this 4593-nucleotide messenger RNA. RefSeq names its product Cbl proto-oncogene like 2 (gene CBLL2). NCBI's taxonomy places the organism in Eukaryota, Metazoa, Chordata, Mammalia, Proboscidea, Elephantidae. Gene Ontology annotation, molecular function: ubiquitin protein ligase activity; metal ion binding. Gene Ontology annotation, biological process: regulation of cell adhesion; protein ubiquitination. The record is from RefSeq and is a predicted model, not a curated record.
AUACCCUUUAUCUUAUCAACAAUUUCACCAAAUAAUAUUUAUUAAGGGCUUUCAGGUCAGGUUUCUCAGGUAUAAACACGCAAAUACUCCAAGCAGAGAUAUCCGAAGUGCUGAACCAUAGCAGUUCCUUGGGUUUGGAAUGUUUAGACUAGAAGCUAAUGUCGCUGGUCUAUAGUAAAGCAUGCUUUCAUUACUCCCGAGCUGAGUUUAUAAUUUAUUAGUAAAAUCUGAAGUAGACUCAAUGACCAACAAAAGCAAAUUUAGCCAAUCAGCCAAGAGAUCUGGCUUUUCCCUCAGGGUUAUGUGUAAAAACAAAAUUCUGUCACAUGAAAAAUGUCUCAUUUUUGACAUAAAAAAUAUUGGCUUAAGGAGAGAAGAAAGAAUUAGCUAUGGACAUUAUAUUUGACAGAUUUUCCCCUUUGCAUUCAUGAUAUUUGAAUUAUAUGCACAUCAUUAAAAAAAUACCGAGGCCUCAUAAAAAGCCUGGCAAGUCAGUCAUUGUAAAAUGGGAAUAUUUGCAUGUGUUGUAAUGUUUUAAGUUUUAGUAUUUGCUCAGAAUUACAGUGGUUAAGAGCUAUGGCUGCUAACCAAAAGUUCGGCAGUUUGAAUCCACCAGGCACUCCUUGGAAACUCUAUGUGGCAGUUCUAUUCUGUCCUAUAGGGUCACUGUGAGUUGGAAUUGACUUGACAGCAAUGGGUUUGUUUGCUUUUUUGGUUUAUAAUAGGGGCAGAACAUACAUGCUUUUGUAAGAACCACUUCAGCUUUUAAAAAAUACAACUCUUUUUUUAAGUCAACAAAACUUCAAAUUAUCUAAAAGAUAUACCACCGUACAAUGGGAGACCUGGUUUGACAGAAUAAACUGUGUUGGCCUUGGUGUUCAGGCAGGUUAGGUGUGUUUGUAGACUCCAGGAGAUGGAGCCAUAAGGAAUUUGUUUGCAUGAAAAGUGAAGUUGCCUCGCGAAGUGAAUGAAUCCUAAGGGAAGGCAGCAUUGCUGGGAUCCUGAAAAAGUUCAAGAACUAGAGGAGGGUGCUAGAAGGGAGUGGUGGUGUACUUUCACAUUUAAACAGCCACCAUUAGCUUGCACUGCCUGAGUCCUUGGCAGGAGAGGCAAUAAUUGAGAGCAAGUAAAAAUUUUAAGAGUGGUUUUGGAAAAAAUCUUUGUAAGACAUGGGGAGUAUUAGUCUGAAGUGCACUGUAACUAAUGCAAUCAAGUGAAAUAAGAGGGCAAAGGAAGUCCAUUUAUCCUCUUGGACUCAGCAGCACCGUCAGUGGGUAUUGUGUCUUUGCUGAGGCAGCAGCGACUUUGGGCAUCAGUGGGCAAUGGUGCCUUUUGUGGCCAUCUGGGCAUUAUUCUGUUUUCACCAUUGGUGUAGCCAAGAAUCAACACCCCAAGUAGCCAAAGCCAGAGAAAAGGAAAAUGAUAGUUUGCCAUAUGGUAGCUGAGUGCUGAAACCAACAUAAUGCCCUGUCACUGUGUUUAACAAUAAUGGGACUGGGAAUAGUUUUCUGUUCUUAUGUUAAACAAUUCUGAGAAUAAGUAAAUUUAGUUACUUGUUCCAGGAAAUACUUUUUCCUGAAAGAUAAGAUCGUGAUCCAAUUUACUCAACAAGAAUAACCUCAUCAAUCCUCGAUUAAAGAUUUUCACCUCACUGUGCCCAGCAAUCAAUGGCUAUCAUGUCAUAGAACCUGUCCAAUCCUAAUCAGGUCCCUGUCUUGUAAGACCUGCCUUAAAAUCACCCAUCCCAGUCCCUAAUAUCCUCCCAUCAUACACUUUCUGGGACACUACUUAGACUUUGUUAAGGUAAUGUUCUCCCAUACUAUAGAAAGUCUAGAAAAUAUUGCUUUAAUUGAUCAGUAUUUUUUUUGGGGGGGGGCUUGACAGUUGAUAUUGGAGCCCUGAUGGUGCAGUGGUUAACAUUUAGCUGCUAACCAAAAGGUCAGCAGUUCAAAUCCACCAGCCGCUCCUUGGAAACCCUAUGGGGCAGUUUUACUCUGUCCUAUAGGGUCUCUAUGAUGCACAAUCAACUCCUCUGCAAAGGGUUUGGUUUUGGUUUUUGACAGUUGACAUGGCCAAAGGAGUGAAUAUCUGCACACUCAGAACAUUCUCCCUGAGGUGUAAUUCUUGUUAGGUGCCCUUGAGUCAAUUUUCAACUCACAGCAACCCCAUGUGAGAGAGUAGAGCUGCCCCAUAGGGUAUGGAAUCACCAACCUUUCUGUUAGCAGCUGAUCGCUUAACGAUUGCACCAUUAGGGCUUCUUCUGAGGUGUUACAGGUGCCGCAAUUAUGGGUGGGAGGGUGGAGCCAGAAAAAUAUGAUUCGUUGUAUUUUUGUGAUCCAGUUUCUACCUAUAGGCACGUGAGACUUGGAGAAACUUGGCCUAAAAACCCAUAAUUAUUCUUUAAGUGAGAACAGCAACAAGCAAAUGACCAUACUCACUACUUUCUACAUCAUUCUUCCUUGAUAAGAGAAACGCAAUGCUCCCUUCCUCCAGACAAAUGUGAUUUUAAAUUCAUUGUAUCAAGCAACCACAAAAUCUUAAAAGGGUGUGUGUGUGUGUGUGUGUGUGUGUGUGUGUGUAAAACACCACCCCAUCUUAUUCCAAAGAAUGAUUAAGGCAGUUUACAAAAACGCAAGAGCCUUGGUGGCGCAGUGGUUAAAGUAGUGCGCUGCUAACCAAAGGCUCAGCGGUUCCAACCCACCAGCUGCUCUUCGGGAGAAAGAUGCGGGGGAGUGGACGGUUUGCUUGCAUAAAAAUUUACAGCCUUGGAAACCUUGUAUCUGGCAGUUCUACUCUGUCCUGUAGGGUCGCUAUGAGUUGGAAUUGACUCUAUGGGAAUGGGUUUGGUUUGAGUUUGGGUUUACAAAAAUACGAUACGAGAGAAAUAAGUAAGUACCAGAAGGCAACACUCUGCUGGGAAGAGCUGCCUUAUUCCUGGGAGCUUAUUCUUUUCGCUAGUGCUCGGCUCCCCUUGCUCCGCUUUCCCCGGUUCCACCAGUUUUCCUUUUCUACAGUUAUAAGCCACUUUCUCUUUUAGUAUAUGAAGACUAGCCUUAGCAACCUCAACACUGAAGCUCUUUUCUCUCUGCCCAAAGUAUACCUUACUCCCUCCCCUGGGUGGAUUAGGGGAAGUUACAGCAGAAGGAUGCCCUUGAGGGCCAAAGACGGAAGAACGGAAGAGCAGGAGGGAGGGGGUUGAAUUUGAUAGCACGUCCGGCUUGGUUAGGUGGUGCGCAUGCGCUCCCUGGGACACCUGGUACUUAGCACAGUUGACUUCCACUCCCAUGGUGCUCUGCGAGUGGAAUCAUGGUUCCCUCUCAUAAUGGGUUACCAGGUGCUAGUAGUUCUGGAUUGCUGUGUGGCCUUCAUACCCGGUGAAUUCCUCCAAAGAUCAUUUCCGAGCAAGUGAACAAAGCCAAAUCGUACUUAAAUAGGAUGAUUGCUGGUGAAGAAUUUGAUUAUAAUGAAAAAGGAUGGUAUGGCUGUAAGGGAGGUGAACUGUUGGAAAAAAAGAAAAAAGAUUUUGGAUACCUCUUGGAGAACUGUAAGAUAAACAUCAUAGGUGAGAAGGACGAUUUACUAGUUCAUUUCUGUGACAAAUGUGAAUUGCCUAUUAAGAUCUAUGGGCGAAUAAUUCCGUGCAAGCACGCUUUUUGCUAUGCCUGUGCUGUCUUAUAUGGAGAAAAAGGAAAGAAGGUGUGUCCAGGCUGUAGUUAUCCUGUGCUGCGAAUUGAGGAAUACAGACGAGGUUCUAUCUUCAUGUGUAGCACUGUUGAAAGAUGCAAGAGAACAUACUUGUCUCAAAGAGAUUUAAAGGCUCAUAUCGAGCACCGUCAUAAAAGAGCUGGGGAACCUGUUCCCCGUGCUUCACUAGAGAGAGUUCAUCCUCGUGUUGCCUCACCAUCAGUGCCACGAGACAAGUACCGUAUGAGCCACAGUCUGCCAAAGAAGCACACCAGGAUGCCACGAUUACCUCCAUACAAGCACUAUCAUCACCCACAUGAGCAUCGCCGUGCUCGUCGAGUAAGAUUGUCUCCACCUCCUCCAGCCUAUCAUGAAACCUUUCGUACUUCAACAAGAAAGCGCCAGAAUUUAAUAAUUGUCCCUCUUCAGGAUAACUCAGAUUCAGGGGCUAAAGAACCACCACCUCCUGCCUCGACACCUGCUCACCAUCGUCCUGAAUACCAAAGUCAUCCUAUGCCUUCACAGCAACGUUAUGUAUCACCAGCACCUCGAUCAUCAGUAAGCCAUCCAAUGCCAUAUUCUCCCCAGGCUGCAAGUACUCCUCACUUGGCUUAUAACAAAGUGCCACUUCCAGCAAUGACCCCUGUCCCACUAACGGUCCCUCCAUUUGGGUUUAUGAUUGCCCAGUGGCAACAUUAUAUGAAGUAUUUUCCUCAAGGAUCUCCCCUACUUCAGAAUGGUGGUCUAUAUGUAAAUGCGUUCCCUCUUCAUUAUUAUUACAACCCUAAGUCUUUACCUCAGUUUACUGGAAAUGAAGAAACUCUGGGCCCACUAUUUAAAUAAACAGCCAGAAGAAAUGAGCCAGGUGUCUGACCUGUAUCAAGAGGACGGCCACCUCCUCCACUAAUG